GUAUAAGACUUGUGAAUUCCACUGAUGAUUUAGGUCAAAAUUUCAAUACACCAGAACAGUUGAAGAAACGAUUUACACCGACCACUUCACCAACAUCAUCACCAUCAUGCUCGAUGAUAUUGGUCGUCGGUCGAGGAAUAAUUGAGUCAGAGAAUAUUCGUGAAGAAGCUGUAAAAUAUCGUUUACCAUCUUUUCAAUAA
Schistosoma turkestanicum is the source of this 200-nucleotide messenger RNA. NCBI's taxonomy places the organism in Eukaryota, Metazoa, Platyhelminthes, Trematoda, Strigeidida, Schistosomatidae. The record is from the annotation of a GenBank genome assembly.